UGUGAGCAGGGGUGACCCCAAAGCCCGCGGAGCUGCAGAGGGCCCCCCGAGCGAGAGCGGGACGAUGCUGCGGCGCCUGGUGCCCCGGUGGAGCGUCCUGGUGUUCCUGCUGAGCUACUCCGUGCCCUCCUGCGGGCGCUCGGUGGAGGAGCUCGGCCGCCGGCUCAAACGAGCAGUGUCGGAGCACCAGCUCAUGCACGACAAGGGCAAGACCAUCGAGGACAUGCGGCGCCGCAUCUUCCUGCACAAUCUCAUCUCCGAGAUCCACACGGCCGAGAUCAGAACUACCUCUGCAGUCUCCCCCAACUCCAAGCCCGCCCCCAACAACAAGCACCUCGCCCUGCGCUACUCGAUGGACGAGGAAGGCCGCCACCUCACUCAGGAGACCAACAAGGUGGAGCAGCCUCUGAAGACCGCCCGGAUGAAGAAGAAGGGCAAGUUGGGCAAGCGCAGGGAGCAGGAGAAGCGGCGGCGGCGGACACGCGCGGCCUGGACCACCCCCGCGGCCGGCAGCGGGCUGCCGGGCCACCGCCCAGCUGACGGGGACACCUUGGCCUCGCCGAGGAAGCCCCACUCACGGAAAGAGAUUCUCCAGGGCGUCCAGGAGAGGGCGCUGCUCCCGCAGGCGCGGCCGUCACCCCGCAAGCAGUAG
Molecule: messenger RNA, 652 nt
Organism: Sorex fumeus (smoky shrew)
Lineage: Eukaryota; Metazoa; Chordata; Mammalia; Eulipotyphla; Soricidae
Gene: PTHLH
Product: parathyroid hormone like hormone
Exons: 4
Coding region: 65-652 (195 amino acids)
Biological process (GO): bone mineralization; regulation of chondrocyte differentiation; adenylate cyclase-activating G protein-coupled receptor signaling pathway
Cellular component (GO): extracellular region
Molecular function (GO): peptide hormone receptor binding; hormone activity
Source: RefSeq, a predicted model, not a curated record